AUGUCGCGGUUCUUCAAUUCUCCUUCCCUCGUAUUCGGGGCAGCGAUAUUACUUCGAGUUGUUCUCUUGUUUUAUGGCCUCUAUCAGGACUCUCAUUCGCCCAUGAAGUAUACCGAUAUCGACUACUAUGUUUUCACUGAUGCCGCCAAAUUUGUCUCUGAAGGCCAGUCUCCGUAUGAAAGAGCAACUUACAGAUACACACCGUUGCUUGCAUGGAUUCUUCUCCCCACCACUUGGACCAGCUUCGGCGGCCAGCAAGUCUGGUUCUCCUUUGGCAAAGCUUUAUUUGCUGUCUCUGAUAUCAUUGCGGGAUGGCUGAUACUGCAUGUUCUCCGCUCUCACCAACGAAUGGAUAUGCAAAGGGCACUUAAAUUUUCAAGCAUCUGGCUGCUUAAUCCGAUGGUUGCUACUAUCAGCACCCGAGGGAGCUCGGAAGGUUUCCUAUGUGUCAUGAUCAUGGCUCUGCUCUGGGCUGUACUAGAGAAACGAACCGUACUAGCUGGCGUCCUUUUGGGUUUCGGCGUACAUUUCAAAAUAUACCCUUUCAUCUAUGGUCCAUCUAUCAUCUGGUUUUUGGAAGACGAGAAAAACGACAGAUUCAAUGUAUCAGAAGGGUUUACUCUCGGCAACUUGACCAACUAUGUCUGUCGACUUCUGACGCCUCAACGUAUAAUUCUCGGCUUGACUUCCCUUAUUGUGUUUGCAGGGCUGAAUACCGCCAUGUACAUGCUUUAUGGAACCCCUUUCUUGCAACAUACCUACCUCCACCACGUUACUCGCGUGGACCAUCGCCACAACUUUUCUCCUUACAACAUGCUACUAUACCUUUCCUCAUCCGAGACCUCGCAAGGCAUUCCCGGGAAUAACUUCGAGUCUCUCGCCUUUCUGCCACAAUUGGGACUUUCAGCUAUUCUUAUCCCACUUGCACUGGCCAAGAAGGACCUUGCCGGGACCAUGUUAAGCCAGACAUUUGCGUUUGUCACUUUCAAUAAAGUCUGCACAAGCCAGUAUUUUCUCUGGUAUCUUGUGUUUUUACCGCUCUACCUCCCCUAUUCAUCCCUCAUCAAACAACCGCUUUUCGGAACCACCGUCGCUGCUCUGUGGGCAGGCGCACAAGGCCUUUGGCUUCAUCAGGGCUUCCAGCUUGAGUUCCUUGGAGCUUCAACUUUUGUUUUGGGGUUAUACCUCUCCUCCCUUGCCUUUUUCGCCAUAAACAUUUGGAUUCUGGGGAUUAUUAUCUCAGAUAUAAGCAAUCUUCCGCGGACAGGAAAUCCUGAUAAGGGCAAAGCCAACAAGCCGAGCCCUGCAGCAGUGAAGAAAGAUAUAUAG
This is a messenger RNA of Nannizzia gypsea CBS 118893, 1329 nucleotides long. RefSeq names its product GPI mannosyltransferase 1. The record is from RefSeq and is a predicted model, not a curated record. The transcript has 3 exons. Bases 1 to 1329 code for a protein of 442 amino acids. Gene Ontology annotation, cellular component: membrane; glycosylphosphatidylinositol-mannosyltransferase I complex. NCBI's taxonomy places the organism in Eukaryota, Fungi, Ascomycota, Eurotiomycetes, Onygenales, Arthrodermataceae. Gene Ontology annotation, molecular function: alpha-1,4-mannosyltransferase activity; GPI mannosyltransferase activity. Gene Ontology annotation, biological process: GPI anchor biosynthetic process.